Molecule: messenger RNA, 507 nt
Organism: Salvelinus namaycush (lake trout)
Lineage: Eukaryota; Metazoa; Chordata; Actinopteri; Salmoniformes; Salmonidae
Product: saxiphilin-like
Exons: 6
Coding region: 1-507 (168 amino acids)
Biological process (GO): cell-matrix adhesion
Cellular component (GO): basement membrane
Source: RefSeq, a predicted model, not a curated record
AUGGUGAUAUUGACCAUCAUUCUGCUUGUCAGCACAGCUUCUGCUCUGGGAGAUGCAAUGAUACGACCCAAGACCCCUUGUGAGGAUGCUAGAGAUGCCGCUUUAAAUGGCUCAAUUGGAGCCUACGUCCCCACAUGUGACGGCAAUGGACAAUACACCCCCGAGCAAUGUUGGGGCUCUACAGGUUACUGUUGGUGUGUGAACAGUUCUGGACAGAAGAUCCCGGGUACUGAGACUCCACCAGGCACUGAUAGAAUCAACUGUACCACCCAGAAUGGUAUGAUACGACCCAAGACCCCCUGUGAGAUUGCUAGAGAUACUGCGAUGAAAAUAGUCAUGCCUGGAGUCUACGUCCCCACGUGUGACAACGAUGGACAAUACACCCAUGAACAAUGUUCAGGCUCUACAGGUUACUGUUGGUGUGUGAACACUUCUGGACAGAAGAUCCCGGGUACUGAGACUCCUCCAGGCACUCCUAGAAUCAACUGUACCACCCAGAUAUCAUGA